UAAAUGCGUUAUUACAAGUUGUAAUAAGAAUACCAAAGGUAUUUGGAGUGUAUUAGACAAAGUCAAAAAAAUUGACAGGGUAGGCUAUGGAAUGAAGACUUGAUCUGAUGACUUUUCCAAUAUAACGAUUGUUUUUUUUUAUGUAUGAACAAGACAUACAUAACGAUCAUGUGUGUUUGUAGGAAGCUUCUUAGGUUUUAGAUCUUGACAUUCUUACGUUUUGACGAAAUCUUAUCUUGCCCCAUAGGACGGAGUAAUAUGUACAAAAGAUUGUAGUCCAAGUAAAGGUGGUUUUAAAAAAUAUAAGGGCGAUUAUUAAUACAUCAAAUAUCUUAAUCAAGCAUGCAUGAUAGUUACACCUCUACUGGUGAUUCCAAGGACUAAUUAAUUUUGCUUUAGUCAAGUCACAAGUAAUUAAAUAAAGACCAAGCUGGAGAAUUCUACUUGUAUCGGCACGAUCAGUGAUACGAUAACUAGUAUUUUCGCUAAUGUAAUAAAUCUUGAAACCAUUAGUUAAUUAUAUAAAAGUUUGACAAGAACAUAUGUUUAGUGAUUUGUACUAGUAUUACAACUCUGUCACGAUCAUUGUUUUAAAUUAACUGGUGUGUUUUGACCCCAAAAAAAGCUUCAUUAUUAUAUUUUGGGUGUAAUUGAUAAUUCCAGAAACUAUUGGGUUUAUUAUGUAUUAACUCAAAACAUACGGGUAAUUAGUUAAAACAUAUAAAAAGACUGAGGGGGGUAUAAACGCCGGUCCGGCGUCGUUUUCAACAUUCUAAAUAUUUAUCGAAGAAACCAGCGAUGGACGACGACGGAGAAACCAUGACGGCGACGACGAGGAAGAGAGAGGAAAUAGAGAGAGAGGCGGAGGAGAAUCGAAAAGAAGCAUUGUUAGCUUCAACACAGUCUCUUCAACCUAAUUUCAACCGAUCAAACGUCACCCAGAAACAAAUUUCGAAAUUACAGGAGCUACACAAGAGACGUAUGAAGAUAAAAGCCAAUUCAAAGAAACCUAAAGCUAAGCUAAGCAUGAAGAGUAGAGCAGUGGAAGAUGGCGAAAGCUCUAAGAUAUUGAAAGAGUCAACAACUUCUUCUUCUUCUACUACUACCUUAGAACAGCAGCCAGCAGCACCAAUGAAGCCACAGAAGCUGUAUUGGGGGCUUGAUACUAAGGAACGGUGGGAAAGGAAAGCCAACAUGUAAUCUCAUUCGUUGAAUCCAUUUCUCGUUAUUAGUUAAUUACUUAGUCCAUUGUACAAGUUAUUACAAGAGCAAGACUAACAAGUUCAAUGUAUGAAGCGACGUGGUUUCUUUUUGUUAAUUUCAAGAUCUGGAGGUAAAAGCAAUGACUCAGUUUUGAUAAA
This is a messenger RNA of Brassica rapa (field mustard), 1361 nucleotides long. RefSeq lists its product as uncharacterized. The record is from RefSeq and is a predicted model, not a curated record. NCBI's taxonomy places the organism in Eukaryota, Viridiplantae, Streptophyta, Magnoliopsida, Brassicales, Brassicaceae.